CCCAGAGACAAAGUAGACAGAUCAUAAAAGAACAUGUCUUCUUUCAAAGCCUACGGCAAAGUGGAUGAAGCCGAGCAGGCAAAGCUCGAGGCUGGUCGGAAGAGACGAAAGGGAAUCGCCAUCAUAAGCUUAUCCUCGAUAAUCCUUGUCGGCGUUGUAGUUGCUGCGGUACUUGGAACCAAAGCCGGUUCCGGUUCCAAAAAUGGCGGCGGCGGCGGAGACAAAUCGCCUGCCACCUCGAUAAAAGCAAUCUGCGACUUUACCUCGUACCCGGAGACAUGUUAUAGCAGCCUUGCUUCUUUACCCAACUCCACGCAGGUUGAGCCUGUGGCUGUCUUCAAGUUGGCAAUCCAAGUCGCCAUGACUGAGUUGUCGAAUGCUGCUCAACGCUUAUCUGAGCCUGGCGUUCUUGGUGGUUCCACCGACAACAUGACGGCCGGUGCUUUGGAGAUCUGUCAAGAACUUUUUAGCCUUGCGAUGGACCAUCUCAAUCUCACAUUGUCUGCUGGUUCUGCCUCGUUAUUUCAAGCCAUGGAUGAUCUCAAAACGUGGUUAAGUUCUGCAGUCACUUUUCAAGAGACAUGCAUAGACGGCUUCGAGAAUGCAAAUGUAACUCUAAAGACAGCCAUUGUCAAUCACCUGAAGAAUUCUACAGAGGCAACCAGCAACGGCCUCGCCAUCACCACAUUUAUUUCCGACUUCUUGGGCUCUCUGAAGCUAAGAAGACUAAUGGGUCUCCCCGAUCAGCACGAUGAACAGCCGACGUGGCUGCAUUCAAAAGAUCGGAAGCUGCUUCAAACUGUGGAUUUGAGAAGGAAGGCGAACAUAGUUGUGGCGAAAGAUGGAUCCAGCAAGUACAGAACAAUUACUGCUGCGCUCAACGCCGUUCCCGAUAAAAGCAACCAGAGGUUCGUGAUCUACGUGAAGAAAGGAGUUUACUACGAAAACGUUCAGGUGGGGAAGAACAAGUGGAACGUCGUGAUGGUUGGUGAUGGAAUGACUUCAACGGUUGUGUCUGCAAGUCUCAACGCUGUGGACGGGACUGGAACGUAUCAAAGUGCAACAUUUGCUGUUUUCGGCCGGGGCUUCAUUGCCAAAGAUAUGGGGUUCCGUAAUUCCGCCGGAGCAAUUAAGCAUCAGGCGGUGGCCCUAAUGUCAAACUCAGACAAAUCAAUCUUCUACCGGUGCCGCAUGGAUGCAUUUCAGGACACCCUCUAUGUACAUGCCAACCGACAGUUCUACAGAGAAUGCAACAUUUACGGGACAGUUGAUUUCAUCUUCGGAAAUGCAGCAGUUGUCCUUCAGAACUGUAGCAUAUUUGCCAAGGUUCCGAUGCUGGGGCAGCAGAACACCGUUACAGCUCAAGGGAAGAGUGACCCACAUCAGACCACUGGAAUCUCAAUACAUCAUUGCACAAUAUCGCCCUAUGGGGACUUGAAAUCUGUCCAGACAUACCUUGGACGGCCAUGGAAGGAUUUCUCAACAACCGUGAUCCUCCGUAGCAAUCUAGGGAGCUUAAUCAACCCCGCCGGAUGGUUGCCGUGGGUAGGCACGUCGGCUCCGAGCACCAUAUUUUACUCGGAGUAUAGAAACUAUGGUCCAGGUUCUUCCACAAAGAAUAGAGUCAAGUGGAAAGGGGUGAAAACAAUGAACGCUAAUCUAGCCAGUAGUUUUUCAGUGGGUUCAUUCAUCAAUGGGAAAGAGUGGAUACCAGCAAUUGUACCCUUCAAAUCUGGCAUCUGAUUGUGACACGUACAUUUCAUGGAGAUCGAUGGAGUCUUUCUUUUUGGACAAAGAUGUUUUUGUUUUUGUUUUUUUGUUUUGUUUUUACACUAUAUUAUAUAUAUGUUCAUUGGUUGAGAAAAAGCUUGGAAUAAAAGAAAAAAAAAAAACACUCUAACGAGUGUAGACUGGAA
Alnus glutinosa is the source of this 1916-nucleotide messenger RNA. RefSeq names its product probable pectinesterase/pectinesterase inhibitor 46. Gene Ontology annotation, molecular function: pectinesterase inhibitor activity; pectinesterase activity. Gene Ontology annotation, biological process: cell wall modification. The transcript is spliced from 3 exons. The record is from RefSeq and is a predicted model, not a curated record. Bases 34 to 1743 code for a protein of 569 amino acids. Lineage: Eukaryota; Viridiplantae; Streptophyta; Magnoliopsida; Fagales; Betulaceae.